GGAGGAGAGGGUGGCAGAGGAGGCUAGUAGGGUGGGCAGGAUCGGUGCUGGUGACAGGCUGAGGAGGGGAACACGUGGAGACAGUAUUAGGGACAGGUGGGGGAGGAGUGGUGCCCGGGGCCCCAUUUAGGGUCAUACAGCGCCGUCUGAAGGGAUUUGCCCGGAGCUGUGUGCCCCCCCUUCAGCUUUCAGCACCAGGACAGCGCCGGGUUGUCACGUGGUCGCAGCCGGUCAGAGGUGACAGGUAGUGCCGCCAGGGCGGGAUGUCGGUGGUGAAGCGGAGGCAGUCGGGCUCCCCGGGGGCGGAGGAGGAGGCCGGGGAGAAGAUGCUCCAAGAGAACGGCGGGGGCGGGGCUCCAGAGGCGGUGGAGCUGCAGCGGAACAUCACCCUGGUGAACGGGGUGGCCAUCAUCGUGGGGACCAUCAUCGGCUCCGGGAUCUUCGUCACCCCCACCGGGGUCCUCCGGGAGGCGGGCUCCCCUGGGCUCUCCCUCAUCGUGUGGGCAGUGUGCGGUCUGUUCUCCAUAGUGGGGGCCCUGUGCUAUGCGGAGCUGGGGACCACCAUCUCCAAAUCCGGGGGGGACUACGCCUAUGUGCUGGAGGUGUACGGGCCCCUGCCGGCCUUCCUCAAACUCUGGGUGGAGCUGCUGAUUAUCCGACCCUCGUCCCAGUACAUUGUGGCCCUGGUCUUUGCCACCUACCUGCUCAAACCCGUCUUCCCCAGCUGCCCUGUGCCCGACGACGCCGCCAAGCUAGUGGCCUGCCUGUGUAUCUUGCUGCUGACCGCGAUCAACUGCUACAGUGUUAAAGCGGCGACGCGUGUCCAGGACGCAUUUGCUGCGGCGAAGCUGUUGGCCCUGUUUCUGAUCAUCAUCCUGGGCUUCGUACAGCUGGGCAGAGGAGACAUCACCAGUCUGAGUCUUGAACACUCCUUCGAUAACACCAGUAAUGAUGUCGGCAAAUGGGUCUUGGCGUUAUACAGUGGGCUGUUUGCAUACGGCGGAUGGAAUUACUUGAACUUCGUCACUGAAGAAAUGAUAGAACCUUACAAAAACCUACCUCGUGCCAUCAUUAUCUCUAUGCCCAUCGUGACCUUGGUGUACGUCCUCACUAACCUGGCUUACUUCACCACACUUUCACCGGAGCAGAUGCUGACCUCUGAGGCCGUGGCCGUGGAUUUUGGAAAUUACCACUUAGGUGUUAUGGCCUGGAUCAUCCCCGUUUUUGUUGGGCUCUCCUGUUUUGGAUCCGUCAAUGGGUCUCUCUUUACCUCUUCCAGAUUGUUCUUCGUAGGAGCCAGAGAAGGUCACCUACCAUCUCUCCUGGCGAUGAUUCAUCCACAACUGCUGACUCCUAUGCCAUCUCUCAUCUUCACAUGCGCUAUGACGCUCCUCUACGCCUUCUCAAACGACAUUUUCUCCGUCAUCAAUUUCUUCAGCUUCUUCAAUUGGCUGUGCGUGGCUUUGGCGAUCAUUGGCAUGAUGUGGCUCCGGUACAAGAAACCCGAACUGGAGAGACCAAUCAAGGUUAAUGUGUCUCUCCCGAUCUUCUUCAUCUUGGCCUGUGUAUUCCUGAUCGUUGUGUCAUUCUAUAUGACGCCGGUGGAAUGUGGGAUCGGCUUCAUCAUCAUCUUAUCGGGGGUCCCUGUGUACUAUUUUGGAGUCUGGUGGCAGGAUAAGCCGGCGUGGAUCCAGCAGGGUAUAUAUUCCAGCACUGUUGCAUUUCAGAAGGUAUUGGCGGUCGUACCUCAGGAGUCCUAAGCUGCGGCCCGCGCCCUGUCUCCACCAACACGCACAAGAAGAACGGUAUUUUGUAACGCAAUCGAGAAUUUUCACACAAAUUCUUUUUCAUUCUUAACUCCCACCCGAGAGGGCACAUUUUUCACAUGCAGUGGUCCAAACACGGACCGUUCCACCACGUGGCCUGUGCGGGCAAGUUCUUCAUUUGACCAACAAGUGACUCCAGCACCCAGCCCCUGACCGCACCAUGGCCGGGUGGCGAGGUGCGUUUUUUGUAUCUCCGACGUUUUUUCUCUUGUUACUCAGAAUCCAGUUACCUCAUUUGGAAAAAAAUAAGGCUACAGAGAAAAAACACAGCUUUUUCCCCGGACGGCGCCUGAGACGCAGACCGACCAAUCCCAUCACGGCUACUGCAGGAACAGUCUAUGAAAAAAAAAAAAAACACUGGACGCCGCGACCA
This is a messenger RNA of Rana temporaria (common frog), 2199 nucleotides long. RefSeq names its product solute carrier family 7 member 5 (gene SLC7A5). Lineage: Eukaryota; Metazoa; Chordata; Amphibia; Anura; Ranidae. Gene Ontology annotation, molecular function: neutral L-amino acid transmembrane transporter activity; L-amino acid transmembrane transporter activity. The record is from RefSeq and is a predicted model, not a curated record. Gene Ontology annotation, cellular component: membrane. The transcript has 10 exons. Gene Ontology annotation, biological process: amino acid transmembrane transport; neutral amino acid transport. The coding region runs from base 264 to 1760 and encodes 498 amino acids.